Messenger RNA from Amphibalanus amphitrite, 3034 nucleotides. Its product is annotated as cystathionine beta-synthase-like. The coding region runs from base 608 to 2257 and encodes 549 amino acids. Gene Ontology annotation, molecular function: cysteine synthase activity; cystathionine beta-synthase activity. The transcript is spliced from 12 exons. Gene Ontology annotation, cellular component: cytoplasm. The record is from RefSeq and is a predicted model, not a curated record. Lineage: Eukaryota; Metazoa; Arthropoda; Thecostraca; Balanomorpha; Balanidae.
GCUGACUAGCGAGACGUCGGGGGCGGUCGGAGACCGUUCUCAGAAUGCUGAGUCUAGUGUUUACAGGUUUGCAUAUGUCAUGCUUACGGUUUCUGAUGUCAUGGUGACGGCUUCUGACGUGUAAUUCCCUCAUGUCCCGCACAUGGAGUAAUGGCUGCUCAAUGAAUUGACAGAUACAGGACGUUAUAGUCAUCCUCUCCGCUAUGAGCAUUUUGGCGGCUUGCUUCGAUGAGGAAAACUUUUGUUCGUUGAACAAAAUAAGUAUUGUUCAUAGGCAAUCCUGAUCCUCGAGGCUCGAGCCAACCAAUUGGCCAUUUGAGUCGUCUGUCUUUUUUCCUCCUGCCCUUUGCCUAGUAAAGAUUUUGAUUUGGUCAGUGAAAUGAUAAAUAGGCCGUUUUCGUAUGGCGACCUACGCUCUGUAUUUUGCACCUCCAUUGAGUCCCGGACCAAAGUUCGGCUAUCUCCUGGACGGUAUCCACGCCCCCUGAGUGCAGUGGCCUGUGUUUGGAUAGCGGCCUCUGGCUCUGCUCGCCGGCUCAGUCGCUCACCACGCGGUCGUCGGUGACAGUCGCCGGCUCUGCUCGCGCUGGGAGGCAUCGUUGAGAGGAUGGCGCCGAUGCCGCCGACGCCGACAGUGCCGCCGUCGGAGCCGAAUGGACUGCGACGGCGCAGCCGCACCCUGUCGAGCCACUCGCUGGAUCCGGCCGACUUUGUGCGUCCCGACCUGCCGUCCAAGUGCAAAUGGAAGCCGGGAGCGCCCGUCUCUGACAGCCCGCACAGCAAGUGCCCCGUCCGAGAUGAGGUUAAGAUCAUGCCGAACAUCUUACACCAGAUCGGCCGAACACCAAUGGUGCGGCUGAACAAAAUCCCGCAGAGCCUCGGUAUCAAGUGCGAAGUCUUGGUCAAAUGCGAGUUCUUCAACGCCGGUGGCAGUGUCAAGGAUCGUAUCGCCCUGAGAAUGGUCGAGGAUGCCGAGAGGGACGGCCUCAUCAAGGCCGGCUCGACACUCAUCGAGCCCACCUCGGGCAACACAGGAAUCGGUCUGGCGCUGGCCGCCGCCGUCAAGGGCUACCGCGCCAUCAUCGUGAUGCCGGAGAAGAUGUCCAACGAGAAGGUGGCAGUGCUGCGCGCGCUGGGAGCCGAGAUUGUGCGCACGCCCACAUCCGCCUCGUGGGACGCUCCUGAGAGCCACAUCUCGGUGGCACAGCGACUGCAGAAGGAAAUACCGGACGCCAUUAUUCUGGAUCAGUACCGUAACCCGGGCAACCCGCUGGCUCACUACGAUACCACCGCGGAGGAGAUUCUGCACCAGUGCGAUGGACGUGUCGAUAUGGUGGUGCUCGGCGCGGGUACCUGCGGCACCGUAUCCGGGGUGGGCCGUAAGAUGCGCGACGCCGGCGUCAACUGCACAGUGGUCGGGGUCGACCCGCACGGCUCGAUCCUGGCGCACGAGCCGGACGAGGUGGUCGAGGGACAGUUCUACGAGGUGGAGGGCAUCGGAUACGACUUCUACCCAACGGUGCUCGACAAGUCCGUGAUAGACAAGUGGAUCAAGUGCGGCGACAAGGAAUCUCUGCUGAUGUGCCGCCGUCUGAUCCGGGAGGAGGGGCUGCUGUGCGGCGGCAGCAGCGGCUCGGCCGUCUGGUCAGCAAUGCAGCUGGCCAAGGACCUGCCGGCCUCGGCGCGCGUGGUGGUCAUUCUACCCGACAGCGUGCGGAACUACAUGACAAAGUUCGUCGACGACGACUGGAUGGCGGAGCGCCAGUUCACUGACGGCACAGUCAGUACCGACAAGGAUACCUGGUGGUCGAACCUGAAGGUCUCUCUGCUCGACGUGGCGGCGCCGAUGACGGUUCUGCCCAGCGUCAGCUGCCAGGACGCCAUCGACAUAAUGAACGGAGAGGGAUUCGAUCAGCUGCCCGUCGUGGAUCAGGCCGGAGAAGUGCGUGGCAUGGUGACACUGGGAUCUCUGAUGGCGAAUAUCGUCAGUCGGCGCGUCGAGCCGUCAUCCACCGUCGAUCAGGUGCUGUACAGCCAGUUCCAUAAGGUGCCUCUGGACAAGACACUGGGCACACUGUCCCGAAUUCUGCAGAAGGACCAUUUCGCGCUGAUUGUGCACGACCAGAAGCUAUACGUGGGCAAGAACAGCAUGGAGACCAAACAGGUGAUCAUCGGAAUCGUCACUCAGAUCGACCUUCUCAGCUUCAUCAUGGCUGGAGAGGAGGAGCGAGCCAAGACGUCGGGAGCUACCCAGUGAGUGGCCAAGUUAUCUACUGGCCAGUACCACAGCGCGGCAUCGUAGGAGUAACAUCUGCUCCGCGGAGCGUCGCUGCAGCCAUGUCCUAUGAUAUUAUUUCGGCCAUGUGCAAAAUGGAGCCUAUCUGACCUUUAUGUCAGAUGGGCUGGCUAAACGGGUUGGGUCACUCAGCGACCAGGCUGGCCAGUUGAAAAUGACUGCUGGAGAAACACGAGAAGGGCUGUGUGUGCUGUCUUUUUCAGGCAACGAGUGACUUUUCUGCGCCCGCACCCGCCAUCUGACUGGCCGUUUAACGUUUGUACGCACCCUAGCCGCUCUUAGAGCGUCAGCUAUUUUCAGAAUUUCACUAGCGCGUAUUGGUACCACACAUUGUUGUCUUGUUACUACUCUGCUCAAGUAAAAUUGCGGCUUCUUUUGGGCAGGGAACGGGAACCGCCCGUCUUGGGACCUUUGUUUUGAGAGGUUUUGAUACCGUCGGUCGGUACAGCGCUCAUACAGCAGGUCGUCUUACCGACACGGGAGCACCCUGCAUACUUCGCUAUAUUAUUUUGUUGCCACGUCAAUUUAUGGGCGCAUAUUUCGAGCUAGGCGUUGUCCGUGUUGUUAGUCGUUUUUAGACCCGAAUUUUAUCCGUACCUUACUGGAGACGCUCAAUUUUGGUUUAUUCUCAGAGUAUGUACGCAGUGUGUUUGUAAGCGUUGUCUCAAUUUGUGCCACAACUGGAAUCUAUGCACCUUUUGUGCACCUUCUCUGACAAUAAACCAUGACGUCGUGGGA